AUGGCCGAGCCCGACCUUCACCCACAACGGCGCUCCUCAUCCCAAGCUUCGUCGGCCUCGACCAAGAGCCAAAGGGCUAGAACUCUGCGAGCCCAAGUACAGAAACGCAAUUCCACCUCAUCAAACACUACCACCGACCUCACCUCUUUUCCCUCGCUUUCCCCGCCUGAUCGCUCCCCCACCUUGGCACGCGGGCUGACGAAUGCUCUCGCGGGCGAUGAUCCAGAUGGGAUAAAUGAGGCUGGGACUAGGCGAGGACGGAAGGGGACACUGGCGAAGCUUACAACUGGGAUACCCAACAACCCUGGCCGAGCGGCCCUUUUCGACGACUCGGUACUUCCCCACGAUGUUCCAGGUGCCCUACACCUGGCUGAAGAUACACACAUUGAGCGUUUAAUUGCGAGCACUGGACCGGUGAAGAUUGUGAGGCAGUUUGCACGAGACCUGGCGCAGCGCGAUGCUGAGAUAUCCGCUCUACGACAGCGCGCCGAUGCGCGCGAGCGCGAGCUCAAGCGGAUGCUCCGCGAGGUGUCAGUCUCGAACCAGGAUAUUGAGCGACGACUCUACCAGCUGGAGAACCCUAUCGAUGAUCGCAAUUCAGACGAGGAGAGUACUCAUUCUGGAGACCAAUCUUCUCAACAUUCUGCAGGCCUGAAUGGUCUAAUGUCCCAGGCUAUGGCAGACGCUGUUGGCUCUCAAGCUGAGGAUGAGCAGCCGGAUCUUCCGUCAAACUUCAAUGCCACUAUUCGUGCACUGCGGGCUGAGGAUGGCGUAAAGCAAGCUGAGAACGCCGCCAAUCGCAAGCGACAGGGUUCCCUCCGGGGCUGGGGAGAUUAUCUUUUCGGGACAUCGGCGGCCACCAGUCGAAAGACGAGUCGUGCCAGCAGUAUUGUCAGUGAUAUGAAAGAGAUUGAAGAGGACGAUGGAACUGAGCACCCGAGGGUUGCGAGUAACCCACCUCGCCGCAAAGCUCUUGACGAACAACUUUUUCAGCCUCCCGGGCAACUCUCUAGUAAUGGAGCGAAACAACGUCUUACGAGCAACUCUGCUAACGGAGAUGAUGCCAGUGUCCAUUCGCGUAAAUCAUCGCGUUCUAUCGGUUCAUGGACCAUCAAGCUCUUUGCGGGUGGUUCGCAGUCCAAGGACAGCGGUGACUCUGAGGCCAAUAGCGACUACGCAGCAGCAUCGGAUCAGAACAGGAAUCCCUCAGCGGCUGCUCCGAAGACCCCGAUGUCUGCAGUAGCUUCAUUGAAGAGAAUUGAUAGCAGUACCAAGGUUCCAUCUGCCAGAGGUCCUAGUGGGAUGAAUCCUGCAGGCAAGAAGACCCCUUCGUCUCGGAGGAACCCUGCAGGGAGCGUGGCACAGGGUAACGCCGCCGAAAGCACAGAACUCAGCUCGACCAAUCUUGGCCCCGUCGAAAUGGAUGCUAUACUCCCUGUCGAGUCGCGGCCGCCAAGUCUUGCCCCCAUCUACAACAAGUCUCUUUCACAGGAAUACCUCACCGACCGCUUCGGCUUCAUUUAUGACCAGCGGCGAAAGAAACGCCAACGUGAAGCGACUCCCGCUCGGCCCACCAAGCCCCCGCUGAAUAUUGCAGAAACUUUGGGGAAUCUUCGUGCUGAUGCUUCGGAUAUCGAGGAUGGAAAUGGCGAGCAGAACGACGAAUCCGUUAAAAGUCCCGUCUCUCCACCGGGGUCACCAAUUGAUCCAGAUAGUGGCUCCGUUGGAUUACGUCGCUGGCAGGAUUAUCUCCGAAUUCCUUCUCGCCCCACAGAACUGCUUUCUCAUACUCCCUCAGCAGCCCCAAUCGUUUCUUUGACCACCGCUUCUGAGAGUCGCCCUCAUAGUGGAUCUGUCUCAGUGGACAAAGAUGGUUCGUCUCUUUCGUUCCAGUCUAGUGCACAGCCGUCUGCAUUGACGUCGACAAUUACUGCUGAUAGUCCAGAAUUCGCUGGAUCUUCACAGGAGCCGUCCGUUCAGCGAACGGUAGCUAAGUCGAAUACGGCCGAGACCGAGCCUGUGAAACUGCUCCUAGAGCAGCUCACUGAUCUCCACGACAACCUUCAGCGGGACCGUGCCGUGCGAUGGAACGAAUUCCUGCGGAAAGUUCGUGCUGAGCGCCGGAAAGAAGGUGAGGCUGCGGCGGCAGCCACUUCAUCAGAUCGGACGAGUCUCGCCACUGUCGACACACCAGAGGCCUCCCUCACUGACGGAGAAGUGGUCGGAAUCGCUGGUCUCGGCAACAAGGGCAAGGUCGGCCGUGCUAAGUGGCGAGAGUUCCGUGCCCUCGUGCUUGGCGGUAUUCCGGUUGCUCUUCGUGCAAAAGUCUGGUCCGAGUGUAGCGGCGCUUCUGGCAUGCGCAUCCCCGGAUACUACGACGAUCUUGUACGCGGCGUGGGAGGCGAUGACCCUGACCCUUCUGUGGUUGCUCAGAUUGAUAUGGACAUUCGACGUACCUUGACUGACAAUGUGUUCUUCCGCAAAGGACCUGGGGUUGCCAAGCUCAAGGAAGUUCUUCUUGCAUACUCACGUCGCAAUGCAGAGGUGGGGUAUUGCCAAGGAAUGAACUUGAUUGCCGCGUCACUUCUCCUGAUUAUGCCCACUGCCGAAGAUGCGUUCUGGAUACUAGCGUCUAUGAUUGAGAUGAUUCUGCCUCAGCAUUACUAUGACCACGGUCUUCUUGCCUCUCGUGCUGACCAAGUCGUGCUGCGACAGUACAUCUCUGAGAUAUUGCCUAAUCUCUCGGCUCAUUUGGAGGAACUCGGUAUCGAGCUAGAGGCGCUCACCUUCCAGUGGUUCCUCUCGCUCUUCACCGACUGUCUCUCCGCGGAGGCUCUCUAUCGGGUGUGGGAUGUCGUGCUUUGCCUCAAUGUCACAAGUACGAUCGCACCUAACGGGGCUGGUUCGAACUUGAAAGACGCCAGUGAUAAGGCAGUCCCGGCCUCCGAUGACUUUGCCUCUGGCAGCGGAGGUGGCAGCACCUUCUUGUUCCAGGUGGCUCUCGCACUAUUGAAACUGAAUGAGCCAGAGCUCCUCACAACCUGUUCAACCCCCGCCGCUCUGUACACAUACAUCAAUCACCAAAUGACCAACCACGCGAUCAGUAUCGAUGGGCUGAUUCAAGCAAGCGAGGCUUUGCGGAAUGUGGUUCGCCGUGAAGAUGUAGUCUCACGUCGCGCUGUCGCUCUGGAUGAAAUGCGGCGGAUGAGCGGGGCCUCUCCGUGA
Molecule: messenger RNA, 3225 nt
Organism: Penicillium chermesinum
Lineage: Eukaryota; Fungi; Ascomycota; Eurotiomycetes; Eurotiales; Aspergillaceae
Exons: 1
Coding region: 1-3225 (1074 amino acids)
Source: RefSeq, a predicted model, not a curated record